CGGAUAUUCACAUUUCUGUGUUUACGACAUUCUCACCAUAUUGACAACAUUGCCGCGAGCUGCGUUAUUUUAAUAAAUGUGAUUAUUCCAUAAAAAUUGUGGACAAUAAGAAUAGCACUGCCUCGAAGCCCGCCCGUUACAGAAUCGGAAAAAAUGGAACGUAACCAUCGGGAGGACCAAUGCAACGAGAUCGAAGCCCUGGAUUCGAUCUACUGCGGUGAAUUGGAAGUGCUAAUGAGUGAACCGCUGCACCGCUUCAAACUGCCUAUAGCGACUGCCACCGAGUAUGACACGGAGGUGGAAACCGAAGGCCUAUCCUGCAAACUAGUUUUUACCUAUACUGAGAAAUAUCCGGACACAGCGCCUUUGGUAGAAAUUGAAGAUCCGGAAAAUUUUCGCGAUGGUUAUGAAGAGGGCCUAUUGGAGCAUAUCAAGCAAACGAUUGAGGAAAAUAUCGGUAUCGAAAUGAUAUUUUCGCUUGUCAGUUCGGCUCAGGAGUGGCUAAAUUGCAAGUAUGACGAACUAAAAAGUGAGGCCGAAAACGAGAAAGAGUUGGCUAAGCGAAGAGUAGAAGAAGAGGAACGUAAAAAGUUUGAAGGCACCCGAGUUACGGUGGAGUCGUUUAUGGCGUGGAAAUCCAAGUUUGAGUUGGAACUUGGCAUCACUGAACGAAAAGAAAAGAUUGCUGCUGAAAGUCGGAAACUAACCGGAAAGGAAUUGUUCCUCCAGGAUAAUACACUGAACGAGUCAGAUCUUAAGUUCCUGAUGGACGCCGGUGAACCGAUCGAAAAUGUACGGAUUGAUGAAUCGCUGUUUCAAAAUAUUGAGGAUCUGGAGCUAGAUUCGGAUGACGAUGAUGAUGAUGAAGACUAUGUGCCCGAGGGCAAAUAAGAAUGAAGAAAAUUUGUUUCUUUUUUUCGCUUAUACAUUGCCUAAGUUAUAAUAUAGGUUCGAAAACUUCUAGCUAGUGUUUGAGAAAAAACAACUGUUUUGAAAAUUGUCCAU
Sabethes cyaneus is the source of this 1005-nucleotide messenger RNA. Its product is annotated as RWD domain-containing protein 1. The record is from RefSeq and is a predicted model, not a curated record. The coding region runs from base 154 to 891 and encodes 245 amino acids. The transcript is spliced from 2 exons. Gene Ontology annotation, biological process: cytoplasmic translation. NCBI's taxonomy places the organism in Eukaryota, Metazoa, Arthropoda, Insecta, Diptera, Culicidae. Gene Ontology annotation, molecular function: protein binding.